Messenger RNA from Numida meleagris (helmeted guineafowl), 709 nucleotides. It is a transcript of the gene TXNL4A, whose product is annotated as thioredoxin like 4A. Gene Ontology annotation, cellular component: spliceosomal complex; U4/U6 x U5 tri-snRNP complex; U5 snRNP. Bases 166 to 594 code for a protein of 142 amino acids. Gene Ontology annotation, biological process: mRNA splicing, via spliceosome. NCBI's taxonomy places the organism in Eukaryota, Metazoa, Chordata, Aves, Galliformes, Numididae. The record is from RefSeq and is a predicted model, not a curated record. The transcript has 4 exons.
CACCGCGCCGCCGCAGCAGCCGAGCGGAAGUGCGCGGCGGCUCCGGUGGCUUCGUCACUUCCUCUGUGCCUCAGGCGGUGCUCGAGCGGCUGGGUCCCGCCGAGAAAAGGAAGACGAGGACGGGGCGGGGGCCUUGGGGCCGCCGCCGCACGCCUGCCCGCCAGGAUGUCGUACAUGCUGCCGCACCUACACAACGGCUGGCAGGUAGACCAGGCCAUCCUGUCGGAGGAGGAUCGAGUGGUGGUCAUCCGCUUCGGGCACGACUGGGAUCCAACAUGCAUGAAAAUGGACGAAGUUUUGUACAGUAUUGCUGAGAAGGUAAAAAACUUUGCUGUUAUUUAUCUUGUGGAUAUCACUGAAGUACCAGACUUCAACAAGAUGUAUGAGUUGUACGAUCCCUGUACAGUCAUGUUUUUCUUCAGGAACAAACACAUCAUGAUUGAUUUAGGUACAGGUAAUAACAACAAGAUCAACUGGGCAAUGGAAGAUAAGCAAGAGAUGAUUGACAUUAUAGAAACUGUUUAUAGAGGAGCCCGCAAAGGUCGAGGUUUAGUGGUAUCACCAAAAGAUUAUUCUACUAAAUACAGAUACUGACAUUUUGUUGGGGCUGUGCUUUUUUUAUAACCCUUUCUCCACUUAAAUUUAUUUUUUGUAUGUGUGUACAUACAUAUGUAUAUUAAAAAAGAAAUAAACAAUCUUUCAAUGUUGA